AUCUGUCUUUGCCUAGCAUACUGGCCUUGUAUGGCUAUUUUCUGUCCACACAGACAAUUUUCUCGCCCUUUAAAUCCUGCAUGAGAGGUAAAACCCUGCGGUGGCUUGUCGGAACUCGUCAGGUUUCACUUUAUAGUGGAUUAAGAUAUUUUAGUGGCCUAUUGUCCUGUUUUAGUGAGAGGGCUAACUCAAGGUUGUAGUAUGGCCUGAAAAUUUGACCUAGCGGUACAAGACAUCCGCCGGCUGCUUGCUAUUACCGCCAGAGGUAAAGACAUAGCUAAAGCUACAAGCGGCUUUUUAUACCGGAAGAAAAUCCUGAGGUCGUCAUGGGGAGCAAAGUCAGCUCCAAAAUGGCAGCUCCCACCGCCCGAGUUAUUCAGGCUGUACGGCCUCAUGCACCUCUGAUAAAGUUCCCCAACAGACAAGGCGUCCCAAAGCCUAAUGCCCAAGAGGCACUGAAAACAUUAGCAGUCCUUCCACAACACAAUGCUCCUGUCUCCUCUCCAGCUGCAGCACCACCUCUGAUAUCAAGACCUCAUGUACCUUUGACUCCAAUCCCUGGCACACCAGACACCUUGGCCUCUAUUCAGCUACUUCCUGCCAGGUACCGCAGGAGACCGUUGUCGGCAGAUGAAAUGGACUACAUCCAGCGUGGUGGACCAGAGUGACAUGAAGCAACUCGAUCACUGCAACCAAAGUCCUUAUCUGUUGGAGAUCAGUAUGUGUCUUUGUCUGUUCCUCAGCACAAGAGAACCCAAUGCCAUGAGACAUGUAGAAUAAAGUUUAACAUGAAUCCUGUUUAAAAUGUACAUAUGUUUAUUUUUAGAUGUUAAUUGUAUUUUAAGUUAAUACUACGAGACAUUUUCAUUAUUAUACGCACAGCAAAGCAACAACAGUAGCUUCUCAGUUUGCUUUUAUUUACUGUACUGGCAUUUCUGACAAGUUUUUCCUGUUUUUGAUAAAUCUUGCUAUUUUACCAGCUUAGCUCACCAUUUUUCAGAUUUUUAGUUAGUUUGGAGCUCGACCUGCAAUAUAGGGCUGAACGAUUUGGGGAUAGUAUUUAAUUGCAAUUGUCUUACAGAUAUUGCAAUUUAUUUGCACCACUUCAUAGAGUCAAGCUUCAUUUCCAUAUUCACUGUGUAAUAGAUUGAAAUCGGCAUGGAGCGUUACCACGAGACACCAUAAAAAGCACGACUGUCACACAAGGAGGACAGCUUUAAUUUGUAAAAUCAUUGACAGGACAGUUUAAACCACGGGUUGGACGUGCUGCAUAACAUAUCCUAAACUGCAGCCUUUGCAAUCCACUAAUUGCGUUUUUUGGAAGUGUAAUUUGGAUUUGAAGGGAAUUGUUCAGCCCUACUGCACUAUCACCAUACCCAAAUCCAAACAGGAAGUUCUGGUAAAUACAUGAAAACCUUUUGCUUUUCAUUUCUUUCACUGCAGUUAAAACAUACUGUAGAGAUGACGGCUAUCAAGUUGCAACAAUACCGCAUGGAAUGGUGCUCAUUUGAACCACUGGAUUUAAAUGAUUAAAAGAUUAUUGUGUUGA
This is a messenger RNA of Amphiprion ocellaris (clown anemonefish), 1549 nucleotides long. RefSeq names its product mitochondrial ribosomal protein S36 (gene kgd4). The record is from RefSeq and is a predicted model, not a curated record. The coding region runs from base 327 to 668 and encodes 113 amino acids. Gene Ontology annotation, biological process: 2-oxoglutarate metabolic process. NCBI's taxonomy places the organism in Eukaryota, Metazoa, Chordata, Actinopteri, Pomacentridae. The transcript is spliced from 5 exons.